AUGGAGUCGGACUCCAGAUAUUACUUUGGAGGCUACAUUCAGCUUCACGACGGCCGCUACUGGUGUCGUAUCUGUGGCAUAUGGCUUGGAAACUACGACAAUGCCCGUAUUCACUGUGCCACAACAAAUGCUCACUCCUGGUGUGAGCCUUGUGAGAGAGUCUUUAUCUCAGAGAAAUCUCUCGAAAAUCACCAACUUAACUCCGGUCUUCACAAUAUCUGCUGGCUCUGUGAUCCAGCACAAGACUUUGACACAGAAGAGGAUCUUGAAAUCCAUGAAGAAGAAGCCCAUUUUUGCUGUGAUCUCUGUGAUGAUUUCUUCAAAACGGAACAUGAAUUGAAAGAGCAUAAGAAUGACAAACAUUGGAGUUGUCAGACCUGCGGUGAAUGGUUUACUUCCGAAUCUGGCCGUGAUCUUGAUCCCAUGGCCCACGAGACUGGAAGUGCAAAGUCUGCAAUCGAGAUUUCCGACGCUUUCCCCAUUGGCUUGCCCAUCUGGAACUCGGAUCUUGUGGAUCAAGAGAUCGCAUUAGAAGAAUUACUUACGAAGUCCAUGGUUAUCACAAAUUCUGUGAUCGAGACGGCAACUGGAUCUGUCGUACCUGCCAACGAUACUUCGAUCACUUAUCCAGUCUCUUUUCCCACGCUGAAGACAGCCAUGGCGACUGCGGUGAUCUUCUUGACCAUGGCCAAUUCCUGUCAGCCCUGA
Messenger RNA from Penicillium malachiteum, 708 nucleotides. RefSeq lists its product as uncharacterized. Bases 1 to 708 code for a protein of 235 amino acids. Lineage: Eukaryota; Fungi; Ascomycota; Eurotiomycetes; Eurotiales; Aspergillaceae. The record is from RefSeq and is a predicted model, not a curated record. The transcript has 2 exons.